Molecule: messenger RNA, 3262 nt
Organism: Cyprinodon variegatus (sheepshead minnow)
Lineage: Eukaryota; Metazoa; Chordata; Actinopteri; Cyprinodontiformes; Cyprinodontidae
Gene: dpysl3
Product: dihydropyrimidinase-related protein 3
Exons: 14
Coding region: 158-1867 (569 amino acids)
Biological process (GO): actin crosslink formation
Cellular component (GO): cytosol; cytoplasm
Molecular function (GO): hydrolase activity, acting on carbon-nitrogen (but not peptide) bonds, in cyclic amides
Source: RefSeq, a predicted model, not a curated record
GCUGAGGCACUGACUGAACAGCGCACUGUCAGGAGGGGCCACCAUUCCUUGAAGCUCCCAUCCGGACCAGAGGGCCGCUGCAGCAUCCGCAAAGAGAGGGAAAUACCGCUUUGUUAGGGUCGUUUUUUGUUUGAAUAAAGGUGGAAUCGGAGAGAACAUGUCUUAUCAAGGCAAAAAGAACAUCCCAAAGAUCACCAGCGACAGGCUUUUGAUCAAAGGUGGGAGGAUUGUGAACGAUGACCAAUCCUUCCAUGCUGAUAUCUACAUGGAGGAUGGCCUUAUUAAGCAGAUUGGCGACAACCUGAUUGUUCCAGGAGGUGUUAAGACCAUCGAUGCCAACGGGAAGAUGGUGAUCCCCGGCGGCAUUGACAUCCACACCCACUUCCAGAUGCCAUAUCGUGGAACCACAACCGUGGAUGACUUUGCUCAAGGAUCAAAGGCUGCCCUCGCCGGAGGCACAACCAUGAUUGUGGAUCAUGUGAUCCCAGAGCCGGGCAGCAGCCUGAUAGAGGCCUACGACCAAUGGAGGCAGUGGGCUGAUGAGAAGGCCUGCUGCGACUACUCUCUCCAUGUGGACGUCACCCACUGGGAUGACAGCGUAAAGCAGGAGUUGGAUAACCUCAUGAAGGAGAAAGGUGUGAACUCAUUCCAAGUUUACAUGGCCUACAAGGAUUAUUAUCAGAUGAGCAACAGUGAGCUCUAUGAGGUCUUUACCUUUCUGGCAGAGAGGGGAGGGAUCGCCCAGAUCCAUGCUGAAAAUGGCGAGAUCAUUGCUAAGGAGCAGGCCCGGAUGCUGCAGACGGGUAUCACUGGACCGGAGGGGCAUGUACUGAGCAGGCCAGAGGAGCUGGAAGCUGAGGCCGUGUUCCGAGCCGUAACCAUUGCCAGCCAGACCAACUGUCCUCUCUACGUAACCCGUGUCAUGAGCAAGAGUGCUGCUGACAUCAUUUCGCAGGCCCGAAAAAAAGGAAAUGUGGUGUUUGGGGAGCCAAUCACAGCCAGUCUAGGGACUGAUGGAACACAUUACUGGAGCAAGAACUGGGCCAAGGCUGCUUCUUUUGUUACAUCACCUCCUCUCAGCCCUGAUCCUACUACCCCAGACUAUUUGAACACACUGCUGGCAAGUGGAGACCUCAGUGUGACUGGCAGCGCUCACUGUACCUUCAGCGUGGCGCAGAAGGCCAUUGGCAAGGAUGACUUCACUCAGAUCCCGGAAGGAGUCAAUGGAGUAGAGGAGAGGAUGGCGCUCAUCUGGGAUAAAGCAGUGACUACCGGUAAGAUGGAUGAGAACGUGUUCGUGGCCGUUACCAGCACUAAUGCUGCUAAGAUCCUGAACCUUUACCCUCGCAAGGGUAGGAUUGCAGUGGGUUCUGAUGCUGACCUCGUCAUCUGGGACACAGACUCUGUUCGCACAAUCACUGCCAAGACUCACAACUCGGCCGCUGAGUACAAUGUCUUUGAGGGCAUGGAGCUGCGUGGUGCCCCGCUGGUGGUGAUAUGCCAGGGGAAGAUUGUGCUGGAAGAUGGAAACCUCCAUGUCACCUCCGGAGUGGGACGUUUUAUUCCCUGCUCUCCCUUCCCUGAUUUUGCUUACAAGCGCAUUAAAGCCAGGAAGCAGCUGGCUGUUCUGAGGGCUGUGCCUAGAGGAAUGUAUGAUGGCCCGGUUUCUGAAUUUUCCAUGUCCCGCGGUGGUACUCCUUCUGCUUCGGCACGUACUUCUCCUACCAAACAACCAGUCAGAAACCUGCACCAGUCUGGAUUCAGUCUAGCAGGCCCUCCCACCCCAGAGGACCUCCCAGUCAAACAACCUGGACGCCGUAUAGUAGUGCCCCCUGGUGGUCGCUCCAACAUCACAUCUCUCAGUUAAACAGCCAGAAGACAAAGCACUCCGAGAAGAACAGCCAGAGUGGAUGAUAGUGGGAUGGGUUGGGCGGGGGGGUAACCAGGGUUAGGGUUUAAAAUACUUGCAGAGGGAUGCCUGAGUUUAAAGAGCAAAACACUGAAUCCUCAUGCCUUACCUGUCACAGUGCUACUAUGCUCUGAUGAGAAUUGUAUCCGUUUUCCUUUAACCGUGCAAAAGGUGGUAGAAGUUGCCAACAAAGCUCAUUACACAUGAACAAUGUCAGCCUCAGUUUAUGUCAGCUCAGAGUAGUAGCUUUUUUUCGAAACGGAAAAUGGAUACAGAUUUUCUUGGGAUUCUCCUUUUCUCCUACUUGACUUUCAUUAUCCCUCCUUAUUCAGUAGCUCACUUUCUCCAUAGUCAGCAAGACUUAACAAUAGAUCCCAUAUUAGCCAUGUUUCGUCAUGCAGUGCCGUUGAUUAGCUUUAGGUGGCAAUGUAAAUAUGGUAGAUGUAAUGUAGCUUUGUGAAUGAUGUGGUUGCAGACCGUUUGGAAUUUACUGGACCAAUUCAAAUACUUCGAUCACCUCCAAAAGCAGGAGGGCUGAUGGACAUGGAGCUGCAUGGGCCACAUUAAUAUGGGCGACGUGAUCCAUGAUCCUUUUCCACCUCCUCUGAGAUGAUAUUUACCGUCCUCAUAAUGUACUGUAUUGAUGUUAAAAAAGAGAGAAAAUAAGACCUGAGAAAACAAUACAAGGAACCAUAAAGACAGAAGAAAUAUUAAAAGCGUUUUUUUUUUUUGUUCCUCAUUCCCAAAAUUGGUUUGUCAGAUUUUUUUUAUCUUGUGUUCACUUCAUUUUCCUGCAUAAAAGCAUUAAAAGAAACCGUCCUUUGCAUUUGCUUGCAGUAAAUUGGUGACGUCUGCGUCGGUGCAAUCAUUUAAACAAAAUGAUACUAAAUACACCCACUAAAUACAUACUCUGGGUAUGUAUUUAGUGGGUAAACUAAAGCUUUCUCAUUAAUGCUCUUUGCUGACAUUUCAUUUUGUAACUAACUUGACUCUUGUUUAAAGACAAUUGGAAGAUGAUACUUCAGUUGUGAUCCAUCUCUACCCUUUAAUAAAAUCCUCAUUGCAUCAAACAGCAACAUGUCCAUUUUCUGAUAAGGCAGAGGAUUUUAGUGCAAGGAAGCCAUUCAACUGCUCUUUAUUGUGUGGAAUUUAAACAAGAUACUGUUUUUAUUCUGCAGACUAAGGCAGUAGGGAGUUGUUUUAUUCUUCUUUUUGUAUUUAUGUUUGGAAGACAACCUUUGAUUCCCUGUUUUUAAGUUUCUUUUUUUUUUACUAUUGUGUCAGAACUCUGAGAGGUCAAUAAAAGGUGUGCUGGUAUGAAAUGUUUCCUGAAUAAACAGAAGUUGCAGCUGA